This is a messenger RNA of Schistocerca piceifrons (Central American locust), 2615 nucleotides long. RefSeq names its product actin cytoskeleton-regulatory complex protein PAN1-like. Gene Ontology annotation, molecular function: chitin binding. The coding region runs from base 74 to 1483 and encodes 469 amino acids. The record is from RefSeq and is a predicted model, not a curated record. Lineage: Eukaryota; Metazoa; Arthropoda; Insecta; Orthoptera; Acrididae. Gene Ontology annotation, cellular component: extracellular region. The transcript has 6 exons.
CGGCCAGUGAGUGAGUGUCUGUUGGGAAGGCGGCUGGAGCUUGCACGCAGCCACAACUCAGUCCCCGCCGGCCAUGUACGGACGCGGCCUCUGGUUACAAUUGGCCGCGCUGCUCGCGGCCGCCGCCUUGGCAUCCACGAACAGUACUCUCAACAGCAGUAGCAACAGCAGCAGCCCCGUCAGCAGUGGCCGGGUGCCCUCCAGUUCAGAACGGUUUCGGCGGCUCAUCCCCUACAUGACAUACUACAUCACGCAGCAGAGUGUGGCGGCAAGACCAGCUGCUGCACCCCUACCCAUUGGCUUUUACAGACCAGUGACUCAGUUUACCGGGAACAGCCUCUACAAGCCAUCCCCCACAGCUCGACCACAGCCUUCAUUGCCGCCUCCUCCUCUGGCACCCAUACCAGCACCCACACCAGUGUACAAUGCACCAUACCCACAAUCUAGUGGAGAUGCACGCCUCAAUGCACUAGUUCGCAUACUUGCCAUCCUUCACCAGGCACGCAACAGCCCGCAAGCCACGCCCAAUGCAGGCAUACAGGCUCUGGCGCAGAUCCUCGCAAUCCUACAGCAAUCAAAUGCAUUGCCUGCAGGCUCUGAAGCAGGUGUUUCAGCAGCUAUUCGUCCUCAUCUUCAACAGCAGAACUAUCAUAAAACACCAGCUGUCACAGUGUAUCACAAUGGCCAUCCACCACCUGCUAUACCUGCAUCAACUCCUGCACCAACAGAGAACCCUAGUACAGCUACAGUUCCACAGCAGUUGUUGGUUGCAAUUUCACCACGACCCUUUGCAUUCACUCCUGGUCCACCUUCAGCUACACCUUCAACUUUACCAGAGCAUGUGGAAGAAGAAAAUGAUCUCCCUGCUUAUGAUGAUGAUGAUGAUGAUGAUGAUGAUGAUGACGACAAUGGCAGCACUAGUGGGGACUACACUACUAAAGAAGAGAUUGCCAACCAUUCACCUGACAGGUACGCUGCUAAGUUGCCACAUGGUUUCAAGCCACAGAACUACUAUGGUGGUGUCACAAGCACUCAAAUCUUUCCUGAUCCUUACUCAGAUGGAAGUACACCAGGUCGAGCUGGUGUUGACUACCCCACCUACUCAACAAUUCCACAAACAAGCUUCAGCUGUAAAACACAGCGUUACAAGGGAUUCUUUGGUGAUCCUGAAACAUCUUGCCAGGUUUGGCACUACUGUGAUCUCAACGGCGGACAAGCAUCAUUUCUCUGUCCUAAUGGAACUAUUUUUAGUCAAGUAGCACUGACAUGUGAUUGGUGGUUCAACGUGCGCUGCUCAUCCACAACUCAGUUGUAUGUUCUAAAUGAGCGCCUAUACAAAUACAUCCUUCCAGUCACUCCCAGUUUUCCGGAGGAUUUUCAUGGACCUCUUGUUGACCAAUACAUCGCUCUCAAAUUUCAAGAGCAGGAAAAAAAGAAACAGAGCAAAUUAAAAACAACCACAAGUAAUCCCAAGAAGAACUAAACAAUAAACAACAAGCAGUCACCUACAAUCUUGCACGUCAUACCAUCAUCAUAAAGAGGUAUCAACGUUUCUCCAAAGGAAAUAUUUUUUGUCAAUCAUCAACAGACUUCUCAUACAGUUCAAGACAUAAAUCUGUAGUUUCAUUCCAAAGCCUCAUGAGAUGUUUCAAGUUUUGGUCUUAAUAUACAUGACAGCCAUUGUAAAAGGCAAUGACAAUGGAUCCCAAAACCAUGAACAGCAAGAAAGGCAUUUUUACAUGGACAAAAAUCUGUACUGUUUGUACUUUCAGUAAACAACAUCCCAAAAACAAUAAGUACAGUGGUUAAUAUUGAACAAGGUACAGAAAAUGUGCCAUAACAUGGUAUGUUAAAUGUCAACAUGCUACACCGAGAACGAUAAUUUUGGCCACAGUUCUCAUAAAAGUACAAUUCCAUGUUCCACUAUAAUUUACAAUGCUAACAUUUCCAGUGAAAAACAGGACAAUAUCAAACAAGAAUCGAUCAUUGAAACAGCUUUAUGUUUUCAGAGCUAAAAAUCAGGUACAAUAAGAGCUAAUUUUCCUUUGAAAUUAGUUUCUUCAUGAAGCACACUUUAGUAAUUUUGGUAUCUGCCAUAUAGUCACAUUUUUCUUUUAAUGGCUAUGUAUAAUGCAGUAAUGCCAUUAUCAUUCCAUCUUUCCUCAACAUAUUUAUUGUUUGUGAUUCAUUCUCAUAAAACCUUAGUGAAUCACUAGUCAUUUUAUACUCCCAUUAAGUUUUUAAAGAGCAAAGUAUUAUAAUACAUCUUCUCAUAUACUUUUUUUAUGUACCAUAACAAAUUCUUCCAAAAGACAAUAGUGCAUUUAAAUUUUAUUCUUCUCAGUAAUUCCUUUGUUUCAGUUUCUAGUAGUAAUUUUAUCAUUUAAUAAACUUCACUUGCAAAUUUCUAUAUGACAUACACACAUGCUGUUACAUAAAAGAUGAUACGCCUAGAGUUACAUCGAAAAUUUGUGUGUGGAGAAAAGUAUUUCUAGUCACUAAGUGUGCAAUACAGCCAUGGUUUGUAAACCUGGUUACCACCUGGAAAUGUUGUUGAUUAAGUAAUUUAUGUUUUAGUAUUUUUUUUAAAUAAAGAGCUUUGAUUAUAUUUAUUA